AUGGGUUCAAAGAAUCAUGAAGUCGUACCGACACCUCUGAUCGCUCAAAUAGCAGGACUACGUCACGGGGGCAGUCACAAAUUACUGGGUGAGCUGGCUAGAAAAGAUCUUGUGGCCAGGGUGAAGAAUACGAAAUAUGACGGGUAUAGAUUGACUUACGGUGGCUACGAUUAUUUGGCGUUAAAGACAUUUGUGAAACGCAACACUUUAUAUUGCGUGGGAAACCAAAUUGGGAUCGGCAAAGAAUCAGAUAUUUAUAUUGUUGCCGAUGAAAACGAGAAUCAAUAUGUGCUGAAGAUACACAGACUUGGUCGCGUUUCCUUUCGGGCAAUUAAAUCAAAACGCGAUUAUCUUCAACACCGAAGAUCUGCGUCCUGGAUGUACAUGUCAAGAUUAGCGGCCAUCAAGGAAUUCUCGUUUAUGAAGGUGGACUUGGUCGUUUACUACGAGUCCCUCGGAGGUUCGGAUUCAUCCUAUUGUAUUUAUAGACAACAAAUAACCGAAGUGAAAGAUCCCGGGAAACUUUAUUCUGAUUUGAUGGAUCUUAUCGUAAAACUUGCACAGUAUGGCCUUAUACACGGAGAUUUCAAUGAGUUCAAUAUUCUGGUAAAGGAAAAUGGGGAUCCUGUGUUGAUCGAUUUCCCGCAAAUGGUAUCAACAUCGCAUCCGAAUGCCGAAUGGUAUUUCAAUCGGGAUGUAGAAUGCAUAAGAACCUUUUUCAGAAAGCGUUACAACUACGAGAGUGUGCUAUUCCCCAAGUUUAAACUCGAUGUAAACCGCGAAUUUGAUCUGGAUGUUCAAGUGGCCGCGAGCGGUUUCACCAGACAAUUCCAGAAAGAAUUAGAAAUGUAUCAAAACGAGCUAGAUGAAUCACAGGAUAAUGCCGGUGAUGAAAUGGAUGAUGAUCUAGACGAAGGUUCGGAAAGAGAUGAAAGUAAUGAUAAAGACGAUUCUACAGAAAGCACGAGCGACGAUAACACGGAAAACGAUCCGGGUGACCUUUCAACAGAUGAUGAAUCGGGUUCGGAUGCUGACCUGAAUCCAGAACCUUUGAAUAACCGGAGUUAUAAGGUUCACAGAGAUAUAAAAAAGGAUUCAUCAAGGUUACUUUCCCAAGGCACCAAGCUUACCGAGGCAGAUAUAAAAUCCCGAGUGUCGCAAUCCUUAAAGAAAAGGAAGGACAAAAGGAAAAAUAGUAAUUCUACGAGGAAUAGUACUAAAGGUAAAGAAAAAAGGAAGGCUAGAGAUUCGGCAAAGUAUGGUGAUAAGGAUUGUGGGAUCUUUGACUAG
This is a messenger RNA of Acaulospora colombiana, 1290 nucleotides long. The record is from the annotation of a GenBank genome assembly. Lineage: Eukaryota; Fungi; Glomeromycota; Glomeromycetes; Diversisporales; Acaulosporaceae.